AUGCUACAACCCAGGAUAGCUUCUCGAGAGGCAUCUCUUACCUCUCUGGCAACAGCUCUAAACAACCUAGCGCUCUGCUCACGCCAUGCAACCAAACCGCGACAACCACAAUUGGUCAUCACCCGUCAUGCCUCUCAUGCAGCUCAAGGUCGAGCAAAUGGACCAGGUGACUCGGCUGGUCGACGCUUGGGUGCGAAGAAGACAGCAAGUCAAUACGUGAUACCAGGGAACAUCAUCUUCAAGCAGAGAGGCACAAACUGGUUUCCCGGCGAAAACGUGGGCAUGGGCAAAGACCACACCAUCUACAGCACCGAAUACGGCUACGUCCGAUACUACCGCAAUCCAGCCCUCCAUCCCAAACGACGAUAUAUCGGCGUCGCACUCGCCAAGGACGGUCCAGCCUCGAAACUACCUACUCCACACAAUGCGCCCACUCGUCGCAGAUUAGGAAUGUACGCAACUCCUAUGAAAGAAACACCUCUAUCACCCGCAGCACAAGCUGUUGAAGACUCCUCCUUCCUCGAAGCGCACGUUGCUGUCUCCGAUGUGAACAACUCGCUGAAAACACUCCCUGUCCCGCCACAAGCAGCAGCGCAAACAGGUGCAUUGAGGGCAUUCGACCCAUCCAACGCGUUAAGACGAGGUGGACACGGCAUCACAAACUACGAGAUUGGUAGGGCUGCGGAGAGGAAAGGCGUCAGGGUCAAGGAGUUUGACAGGAGUGAUCGAUGGACGGCGUGGAGAGUCAGGGCGAAGAGAGUGAAGGAGCAGAUGUUGGCUAGACAGGCCAAAGCCAGGAAUAAGACGAAGGGCAAGAAGAGUAACAAGAAGAUUGCCGGUUGA
This is a messenger RNA of Lithohypha guttulata, 843 nucleotides long. It is a transcript of the gene MRPL2, whose product is annotated as 54S ribosomal protein L2 mitochondrial. The record is from RefSeq and is a predicted model, not a curated record. Gene Ontology annotation, biological process: translation. Gene Ontology annotation, molecular function: structural constituent of ribosome. The coding region runs from base 1 to 843 and encodes 280 amino acids. Gene Ontology annotation, cellular component: mitochondrial large ribosomal subunit; ribosome. NCBI's taxonomy places the organism in Eukaryota, Fungi, Ascomycota, Eurotiomycetes, Chaetothyriales, Trichomeriaceae. The transcript has 2 exons.